AUGCGUAGAGGAAGAAUGCUUCUUACCUUGAUCGGUAAGAGCAGUAUCUAUUCCAGUAGCAAUGUCUGGUGGAAGCUUUUAACCAAAUCACUCUUUGAUUUGGUGGCCGAGGGACUGGUGCAUGAAGCUUCCGUGGAUUCAUUAAAUAUGCCUUACUAUUACCCUUGUGAAGAAGAACUGAGGGAAACCAUCGAAGAUGAAGGGUCUUUUACUCCUGACUUGAUUGAAAAUUUUGAAUUGAAUUGGGAUUUUGAUGAUAAUGUUGGUAAUGAAAAUUUUGUAUUUGAAAAGAGUAAAAGUGGGCAAAAGGUUGCAAAUUACGUUAGAGCACUUACUGAACCCAUGCUUGGGAUCAUUUUGAAGAGACCAUUAUUGAUGAUCUAUUCUCAAGAUUUGCCCAACACGUAG
Messenger RNA from Hibiscus syriacus, 408 nucleotides. RefSeq names its product benzoate carboxyl methyltransferase-like. The record is from RefSeq and is a predicted model, not a curated record. The coding region runs from base 1 to 408 and encodes 135 amino acids. The transcript is spliced from 2 exons. Gene Ontology annotation, biological process: methylation. Gene Ontology annotation, molecular function: S-adenosylmethionine-dependent methyltransferase activity. NCBI's taxonomy places the organism in Eukaryota, Viridiplantae, Streptophyta, Magnoliopsida, Malvales, Malvaceae.